UGAGCAAAGCUUGAAUGCACACAGGCAAGCUCCACUCCAGCCAUUUGCUCACCUGUCCGCAAACAUACCAAGUCCAGCCUCAAACUUUCACCCAACCAAAGCUACUUAAAAAGAAGCCUGAAACAGGCAUCUGGCUGAAGAUUCAAAACCAAGUGGGAAAAGUGUUUUAAAGAAGUUAAACAAGAAAGAAGACAUGAAGACUUCCGUUUUCCCAGACAAUUUUUAACUGUUUGAUUAUUUAAUAUUUUCUGAGGAAUACUGCAACUUUUGCUUUUGCCAGCAGGCACUUUUUUCUCCUUUAAAGAAGACCUGAUUUCAUGUGGACUGCCAAAUCAAAGGAAAUGUUGAAAGACUUCUCAUAGUGAAGUAUACAGUAGCGUGGCUGAGAUAUGCAUUUCAGAUGUGCAAGUUUUUUAAUGGGGAGGUUUCCCUGUUUUGUUUUUCAGACAGUUUUCCUCCUUUAACAAGGAGAUAGAGUAGUAAUCAGUAGUCAUUUCCCUCCCCUAAAACAAAUACUUCAGUCACGACUGCAUGAUAUUUUUUUGGAGAAGAACAAGAGUUUAGAGGGGAGAAAUGAAAAAGCACAGAAACUCUUGUGCAUGAAAGACAACAUAGGCUCAAGACAGAGACUUUCUCUCUUCUACUCUGUGCCUAAAGUGUAAGGAUUCUAUUUCUUUUAAAGACUCUCCUUCAAUGUGUCUGGAACUUCUGGGGAUUGGAGUCGGCAUGAAUUUUGGAGUGCUCUUCGUGUCUCUCUGGUACCUACCACUCAUUAGCACUAAGGGAGACCCCAUCCCUGAAGAGCUUUAUGAAAUGCUGAGUGACAGCUCGGUGCGCUCCAUCAGUGACCUCCGGCGGGUUCUGCGGAUAGACUCCGUAGAAGAAGAUGACUCCUAUUUCUAUCUGAACUCCACCAAAAUACAUCCUAAUCAAAAUCAUGUUCCUUUUUUCCGAGGAAAACGAAGUCUAGGUGGUGAGGAACCUGUUGAGCCAGCUGUAAUUGCUGAGUGCAAGACACGGACAGAAGUCUUUGAAAUCUCCAGGAGUAUGGUAGAUCCUACAAAUGCCAACUUCAUUGUGUGGCCACCAUGUGUGGAGGUCCAGCGGUGCACGGGCUGCUGCAACACCCGAAACAUGCACUGCCUUCCUAAGCGGGUUCGUGUGCGUCACAUCCAGGUAAAUAAGAUUGGAAUUGUCCAAAAAAAGCCAACCUUUAAUAAAGCCAUUGUGGCCUUGGAGGACCACCUGGAGUGUCGAUGUGAGACAGUAUCACCCCGACCUGUGAGCCGGAUACAUUCACAUGAACACAGAGGUGGGCCGCAACUGAGCACUGUUGGUCCUCUUCCAGCAAGGGCACGAGUGCACCGGUUGAUGCCUCAAAAAAGGAAGCAUCGGAAGUUCAAGCAUGUACACGAUAAGAAGGCGCUGAAAGAUAUCUUCCCAGCAUAGGGAUGUUGGCAGGUGAAAGUGCAAAUGUCAGGUUUAUUAUUUAAUAUAUUUGCUGUAUUGCCCCCAUGGGGUCCUCAGAAUUUUUCUCUCCGUCCAUCUGCCUCAUCGCUUUUUCUGGACGGCAAAUGGUGCUUUCCAAUCCUUCACUCGCUGGAUGUUCUCCCACCAAAGUUUAACCGUCAAGUUCUUACUCUUCGCUUCUUAACCACAUUUCAGCAUUCUCCCAAAGGAAGAAAACAACUUGACACAUGGCAAUUUGGAUGGGCUCUGUGCUUCCUGUUGCAGCAAACCCAAAUGGAAAUGUGGCACUUGUGGUCCCAAUCUCCUGUUUGAAGGGGGAGGAGAAACAGAGAGGUGGCCAUUCUCUCCUAUUCCUUCUCGCCCCUCCCCAUCCCAUCCAGACAUUAGCUGGGCUCAGACUGUUUGGACACAAUUGAAGGCAGUCAGACUGGCAUCCAAUGACAGCAAAUGCACUAAGGACUUUUAUUGUUAUGUCUGAAUAGAUUUUUUUUAUUUUGUGUGUAUGUAUAUUUUUAUUUUUAAAACCACUAAACCACGCCAUGCCUCGGGGAACAGAAACAAAGAAAACAGAAUACAUUCACCUUCUAGACUCUGCUUUCAACUGGACUACCUGCAGGAAAAUGAACAGAAAGGGAGCAAAGGUCGGGGACACCACUGCCCCCCUCUCCAGGGAUCCCCUUGGGCCAACGAGGCCUUCUUUGCACAUGACUACGGAGGGCUUGGCUUACUCUGUUUCCAGUCUCCUGUAUCAGUUGGGAGUUUGGAUUUGUUGUUGUUACAUAUAGCUGUGAGAUUUCAUUCAUGGAUUUAUUCCAUACAAGGAACUUGCUGGAUAUGGGCAUAAUCUCCAGAGCGUGGUAACGAAAAAAGCAAACAGGCAGUGUAUGUACCAUGUGACGCAUAGAUUCAUGAGGAAAGGGGUGGAAGGUGACAAUGGUCCAAUCUUCUGUUGCAUCUGCUGCUGUUUUGGACAGCCAAAGGGGUGAUCUUCAGAUUCCUUCCUAUUUCAGAACUAACCAGAGCAGAAUACCCUCAGAGACCAGGAUAAGAUGGUUUAUUGACCAUUGAAAGCAGGCAUAGAUGUGCCCAUGGUUGAGUUGUAUGGAAUCUCACUAACAGUCAGGGCAUAUCUUCCAGCAGAUGUGCCCUCACGGUGCUAACCUUCAAACACACAGUAGUUUCACUUUCUACAGCUGUCCAUGAAAAUAGAGCAUACAACUGCAGCUGAUCUUUUUGGGAUAAAGUGGGUCUCCUACACCGCUAGAUUGCUAUCCCUGGAGCAGUUGUUGCCAUGGCUGCUAGACUCUGGUUUCUAGGAGAGGAGCUGUACACCAGUGAGAGAGUACAGAGAAGGCUGCAGGUUCCAUCAAUGACAUCUCUAUUUGACAUUCAGGUGGAGAGGUGCAGAAUGAGGCCCCUUCAUAUGAACUUGGAGGGUUAUUAUUAAUCCAGAUAGACAGUACUAGACUGAAUGGAUGGCUCACUGGUUUAACUCAGUUACAUAUGUUAUAGCCAACCUAGCAUCCUCCAGUCACAAGCAUCCCUUGUGUGUGAGACCUUAUUUAUGGACAGUUCGUAUUACCACCCCACCCUGCUCCUUCUCUUAGGAAUUCUAUUUGUUAGGAAUGUGCAAAUGCUCAGGAUACUAACACAUUACAUUAGACUAGUAUCUUCUGGUCUGAUGAAAAUGAAAUUGUGCCCUAAUUGUACAAAGCCCCAUAGUAGCCAUAACAGAUGAUGUGCUAUAUAUAAAUGCAUUCUAAAUUCCCAGGUGGCACAUAAUAUAUUUGCACUUCAUCUCCACUUCCAGUGCUGUCCAUCGAAAGUCUCCAGGCAAAGAUCCAGUCAGUAGCAUUCAGUUCUCGUAGCAGAGGGAAAGAAGGCUGGAGGAAAGAACCAACCGACAUUAACCGCGUGCCAUUUUUAAGCUUCUCCUCCUGCCCUUUGUCUCUAAUAGCACUGGGGCACAGAUGGUGACCUUUCAGCAGUUCACACAGCCAUUCCAAAUCACCAAAGAAUGAGACCUCCAAAGGUUUUGAGUGAGUGGACAGAGUGAGAUACUGACCUAUUUACAAGAAUGAUGUAAAAAUUAUCAAAAGGAAAUAUGUCUGUUUACUCUGAGGGGGAAAAACUUGCCUAGACAUGGUGGGGAAAGUAGGAGGGGAAAACAGAGAACAAUUAAAUAAACCAGGCCCAGAAUCCUUGUUGAGAGAGACGGGACAUUUUAUUUUCCUUCUACCUCGUCAGCAGUUUUCAUUCACUGUAUUCUUUUGCUCCAAAGGAGAAAGAGCAAAAAGAAAAAAAAAAUGGUGUGCAGGAGAAAUGGGAAGAGUUCGCUUCAGCUCCGCUCUCCGCCCACAUCAGUUCUCGGCCACUGUCUCCUGUCUCUCUGCAGUGUCUCUGUUUCACACGUUCAGAUGUGGAGUCCUAAGCAUAUAGGAUGCUUAUUCAGCAUAAAAUGCAUUUUGAUUAGACCCCGAGACAGAACAUUUUCUAAUUACAUCCUUGGUAGAUGAGGCAGCUAAAAGCAGGGUAGAGAACAGCACAUGUAUGUUGGGAGGUGAUGGAUGCCUCCACAUAGGCCUAUUUGUGAAGACAAUGCUGUGCAGACUUUUUGAGCAGGUGGGCAGGAAGAAGGAAGGAAUAAGCCUUUUGGGGGUCACUUAAAAUGUAGGGUACGUGCCAAAUGCUACCUUAGGUUUCAAUAAAAUGGAGGAGAGGAGAACAAAGUAAGCCGCUUUGGGUUCCCAUUGGGGAGAAAGGUGGGGUAUAAAUGAAGUAAAUAAUUAAAUCCUUACUCUAGGGCUGAUUGAUGCUGUUUUGGUGAAACUGGCCCUUUCUUGCACUUUUCACUUGUAUAGAGCAAGAGAAAGGAGCACCAACCAAGAAAACCACUGAGGAGGGCACCAAUCCCUACUCUAGACCUGUGAUAACAGUGGAAACAGCAGAUGAAUUAGUCCCCUCCCCCAAAGGAUUUUCUAACUACAGCCUCUUUCCCAUGCUCCAUAGAAGUGAAUGGACACUUUCACUCCAUUCAGUUGGAGAGAGUGAGGGAAAGGGGGCUGCAGCUGAGGAAACCAGAGCUGUGUUCAAUUUACCUUCCCCAAAUACUCAUGUCCCUUAGAUUCCUUUGUCCAAGGGAUAUGGGGUGGUGGUGGUGGACUACGUUCCACUUAAGCCUGCAUUUAUACGGAAUGCCUGAAAUUCUGGUAGCCUAGGCAGUCACCUGUGGUUGUUCAGCUGACUUGGCACUUUCCCCUCUCUCCCUCCCCCAAGCCUUUGGGCCAGGAAAACCUGGCAAAACUAUGUUUAGUGGCUUACAUCAAGAAACUACCAGCAAAUAAAUUAAUUUUGCAGUGUCAGCAUAGGGUUCCAAGGAGGCCAGUAGCUUAACAAAAAACAUGUUGGAGUUUGUUUUUGUUCACAGAUCUCUUGUCUACCAGCCUUAUACCCAGAGUUUUUUUCUGACUCUUAAACACCUCUUACUCUCCACGCUUACCCUUCAUGUCUUAAAAACCAUUUGUUUCCCUUCAUCUUUUGAUUUGCAAGUAUGGUGAGGCCUUCCCCCCGCCUUCAUUUUAUGUACAGUUAAUUUAUACUCAGUACUGUAUUUAAAAGUUGUUUUAAAAAAA
Messenger RNA from Eublepharis macularius, 5102 nucleotides. RefSeq names its product platelet derived growth factor subunit B (gene PDGFB). The record is from RefSeq and is a predicted model, not a curated record. Gene Ontology annotation, cellular component: membrane. Bases 694 to 1449 code for a protein of 251 amino acids. The transcript is spliced from 7 exons. Gene Ontology annotation, molecular function: platelet-derived growth factor receptor binding; growth factor activity. Gene Ontology annotation, biological process: positive regulation of cell migration; positive regulation of cell population proliferation; positive regulation of ERK1 and ERK2 cascade. NCBI's taxonomy places the organism in Eukaryota, Metazoa, Chordata, Lepidosauria, Squamata, Eublepharidae.